Molecule: messenger RNA, 2026 nt
Organism: Dromaius novaehollandiae (emu)
Lineage: Eukaryota; Metazoa; Chordata; Aves; Casuariiformes; Dromaiidae
Gene: ERGIC3
Product: ERGIC and golgi 3
Exons: 14
Coding region: 72-1238 (388 amino acids)
Biological process (GO): retrograde vesicle-mediated transport, Golgi to endoplasmic reticulum; endoplasmic reticulum to Golgi vesicle-mediated transport
Cellular component (GO): COPII-coated ER to Golgi transport vesicle; Golgi membrane; endoplasmic reticulum
Source: RefSeq, a predicted model, not a curated record
CGCGGGGCGGGGGCGGGGGCGGGCCGGCCGCGGCGCCGGAAGGCGGCUCUGGUUCCGGGCCGCGCGGCGCCAUGGACUCGCUGUGGCGGCUGAAGCGGUUCGAUGCCUUCCCCAAGACCCUGGAAGACUUUCGGAUCAAGACGUGCGGCGGCGCGCUGGUGACCGUUGUCAGCGGGCUCAUCAUGGUGCUGCUUUUCUUCUCGGAGCUGCAGUACUACCUCACCAAGGAGGUUCAUCCUGAGCUAUACGUUGACAAAUCAAGAGGAGAUAAACUGAAGAUCAAUAUAGAUGUUGUCUUUCCGCAUAUGCCUUGUGCUUAUUUGAGCAUUGAUGCAAUGGAUGUAGCAGGAGAACAGCAAUUGGAUGUAGAGCACAAUCUGUUUAAACAACGUUUGGAUAAAGAUGGCAAUCGUGUGACUCCAGAGGCUGAAAGACACGAGCUGGGAAAAGAAGAAGAAAAAGUGUUUGAUCCAAAUUCUUUGGAUGCUGAUCGUUGUGAGAGCUGUUAUGGGGCCGAGUCAGAGGACAUUCGGUGUUGUAAUACUUGUGAUGAUGUCAGAGAAGCGUACAGGCGACGAGGCUGGGCCUUCAAGAACCCGGAUACCAUAGAGCAAUGCAAGAGGGAAGGCUUUAGCCAGAAAAUGCAAGAGCAGAAGAAUGAGGGCUGCCAAGUGUAUGGUUUCCUAGAGGUCAACAAGGUAGCUGGAAAUUUUCACUUUGCACCAGGAAAAAGUUUUCAGCAGUCUCAUGUACAUGUGCACGCUGUUGAGAUUCAUGAUCUCCAGAGCUUUGGACUUGAUAAUAUCAAUAUGACGCACUAUAUCAAACAUCUCUCAUUUGGAAGAGAUUAUCCAGGCAUUGUGAACCCUCUGGAUGGGACAGAUGUUACUGCACAGCAAGCUUCCAUGAUGUUUCAGUAUUUUGUCAAAGUGGUCCCCACAGUGUAUAUGAAAGUAGACGGUGAAGUAGUGAGGACAAACCAGUUUUCAGUGACACGGCAUGAGAAAAUAGCCAAUGGACUAAUAGGAGACCAAGGUCUGCCUGGCGUAUUUGUGCUCUAUGAGCUUUCCCCCAUGAUGGUGAAGCUGACCGAGAAACACAGGUCCUUUACACACUUUCUUACGGGAGUUUGCGCUAUCGUUGGAGGCAUAUUUACAGUUGCAGGAUUCAUUGACUCCUUGAUUUACCACUCUGCACGUGCCAUCCAGAAGAAAAUUGAACUUGGGAAGACAACAUAAAUAAACAAUGACAUCACUCCACAAAAAAACUCUAAGGAGAGCUAAACAGAUUUUUUCAAAAUACAUGUGAUCUCGUGUAUGCACAAGAGAAGAGGUUUGGAAUUACCAGAUGGCCCCAACCGCUCUUACAUGACUGUCUCAUCAUUCUUUGUUUGGCAUUAAUUUGUGGAUGGAACUGCUUGAACCUUGCUGCUGUAACGAUUCAUUAGCCAUCUUGUCUGGCUGUGCAGGCCCUACUGUAUAAACCCUUUUGUGUCCGUCCAUGUUCAUCAAAUUUGCCUCCCAAAAGAGCUGCUGGAGAUACUGCAUGGUGUUUGUCUCCAGGAAUAAGGUACUAUAUUGUCAUGAAACCUGGAGCGGAUUGAAGUUGCCAUGAAAUAAACUUUCUGGCAACACCAUCUAUCUUUUUUUCUUUUCGUGUUUGUGUUUUUGUGUAAAAAUGUUUCUGAAUGCGCUCACGCUGUGUGCCAGGUCUCUGUGAAAAUGUGCUGGAUCCCUCAUACUUUCCUUUCGACUGGGCUGAGCGAUGUGGUGAGAGCUGGCACACAAGAUGUGCUUACAACACCACGGGGCAUUGCAGUGUUCUCUGGCUGCUCCAGACUGCUCUUUUUAUGAAAGAUGCAAGUUGAUGUUUCAGUAAAAAAAAACACUGUUUGACAUUUUUAAUUAAUUUUUAAAUUGGAUUGUGGUUUUCACUUCCCCUCUGUUUACCUUUUGUAAUAAAGUUAAACCUCUGUGGGUUUUGGUAAAGGAUUUAGAAGAACAAUUAAAUUAAUUUAUUUGAAUUA